Messenger RNA from Megalobrama amblycephala (Wuchang bream), 2376 nucleotides. RefSeq names its product coronin, actin binding protein, 2Ba (gene coro2ba). Bases 226 to 1710 code for a protein of 494 amino acids. The record is from RefSeq and is a predicted model, not a curated record. Gene Ontology annotation, molecular function: actin filament binding. Gene Ontology annotation, biological process: actin filament organization. Lineage: Eukaryota; Metazoa; Chordata; Actinopteri; Cypriniformes; Xenocyprididae. The transcript is spliced from 12 exons.
GCCGCGGCACUGAUAGGCUCAGAUACUUAGCGAGAGACAGCGACUAGACCCUCCCUCUCUCUCUUCUCUUCUCCUCCUUUUUCACAAUCUCUCGUGUCUCACUCUGCUGUCGUAGAGGCUGCAGGCUGCACACGCUCAGUGAGUCCAUCUCUUUCUCUCUCUCUGUCCCGCUGUCUCGCUCAGCAUUUCAGGAACAGGAGCUGACUCUUCUGCACUCUUCUCUGCAUGACUGUCACAAAGAUGUCAUGGCGGCCGACCUACCGGAGCUCCAAGUUUCGAAACGUCUAUGGCAAAGUGGCCAACCGAGAGCACUGCUUCGAGGGCAUCCCGAUAACAAAGAACGUCCAUGACAACCACUUCUGCGCGGUCAACGCCAAGUUCCUCGCCAUAGUAACUGAGAGCGCGGGAGGAGGAUCUUUCGUUGUAAUCCCGGUCACUCAGUUUGGCCGUAUCGACCCUCACUAUCCAAAGGUCUGUGGUCACCAAGGCAAUGUGCUGGACAUCAAAUGGAAUCCUUUCCAUGACAACAUAAUCGCUUCUUGUUCAGAGGACUCUUCUGUACGAAUAUGGGAGAUUCCUGAUGAAGGCCUGAGAAGGAAUUUGACAGAGUCUGUAUUAGAACUGUAUGGUCACAGCAGACGUGUGGGCCUCAUAGAGUGGCACCCAACCACUAGUGGGAUUCUCUUCAGUGCUGGCUAUGACUACAAAAUCCUGAUUUGGAAUCUGGAGAUUGGGGAGCCGGUGAAAAUGAUUGACUGCCACACAGACGUGAUCCUCUGUAUGUCAUUUAACACAGAGGGGAGCCUGCUGGCCACCAGCUGCAAGGACAAGAAGCUCCGCGUCAUUGAGCCCCGCUCUGGCAAAGUGCUGCAGCAGGAGGCAAACUUUAAAAACCACAAAGUGAACCGUGUUGUGUUCCUAGGCAACAUGAAACGACUCCUAACGACAGGUGUGUCUCGCUGGAACACACGCCAGAUUGCUCUCUGGGACCAGGAGGAUCUGUCCAUGCCCAUCAUUGAAGAGGAGAUUGACGGCCUGUCAGGACUGCUUUUCCCUUUUUAUGAUGCAGACACACAUAUGCUCUACUUAGCAGGCAAGGGUGAUGGGAACAUCCGGUACUAUGAGAUCAGCCCGGAGAAACCCUACAUGCAGUAUCUCAUGGAGUUCCGGUCCCCUGCACCACAGAAAGGCCUCGGAGUGAUGCCGAAGCAUGGACUAGAUGUAGGAGCGUGUGAAGUCUUCAGGUUUUAUAAGUUGGUGACUCUAAAGGGCCUGAUUGAGCCAAUCUCUAUGAUCGUGCCUAGAAGGUCUGAAACAUAUCAGGAGGACAUAUAUCCUAUGACUCCCGGGACAGAACCUGCUCUGUCUGCUGAUGAGUGGCUCAGUGGAAUCAACCGAGGUCCAGUGCUCAUGUCCUUAAAAGAGGGCUACAACAGACCCAACAAGCUGGUGUUCAAGGCCCCCGUAAAGGAGAAGAAGGGUGGAGUGGUCAAUGGGAUUGACCUGCUAGAAAACGUGCCUCCCCGUACAGAGAACGAGCUCUUGCGGAUGUUCUUCAGGCAGCAGGAAGAGUUGCGGCGACUGAAGGACGAACUUGCACAGAAGGACAUUAAGAUUCGACAGCUUGAGCUGGAGCUCAAUAACUUAAGGAACAGCCCAAACAUCAACAACAAUAACAACAGCAGCAGCAGCAAUGGUAGCAGCAUUUGACAUGGGAUCUCUGCUGUUUCUGUUGAUCUCCUAAAGUGACACACUAUAAGCCCCCAGCGCUGCUAAAAACACACGGGCUUCCUAACACUCAAAUAUCCUUCAAGACCACAGGAGAACAAGCGCUUGACUUCAUGAAGCAGUGUUUCACUCUGACCCUCGGUGUUGACCCCACAGCUGCCGUGUACUAAGUCAACUUUAUUGGACUGAUGAUUCACUAACCUUGUGAAAACUCUUCCAUCUUCAGUCACACUGCCGGUCUGCCUGCAGUUAAUUGAUUCUCCCUAUAUAGAUUGAUUUUGGUACAAGCUAUUCAUUGCAUUAUCAUCUCAUAAUUGUAGACUUUAAAUAUUACAAUUAUUUAUUUAAUUUCUUCUUUUUUUUCCCCUUUGUGCUAUUAGCCCUUGUUCUAAACCGCUUAAUAAACUCCAUAUAGAGAUAAACAUAAAUAAGGUCAAACAGACAUGCUUCACGCAUCAAGCUGUUAUCUUGUGUAAACACUACUUCUAUUGCAUCAUUAGGAUAUGACCCACAGUGCUGUUUUAAUGUAGAAACUCAAGCACCACAGUCUGGUAAUCUUACACGACUGAUGACUUUUACCCAAUUGACAUGCUCCUAAAUCCUGAAGUAUCGAGUUUGUAUCUAUAUAAAUUGGGAACUCUGUUUCUU